This is a messenger RNA of Purpureocillium lilacinum, 390 nucleotides long. The record is from RefSeq and is a predicted model, not a curated record. Lineage: Eukaryota; Fungi; Ascomycota; Sordariomycetes; Hypocreales; Ophiocordycipitaceae.
AUGGUUCGCCGCCGCCGCCGCAAGGACACGAUGCGCCCUGCCCUGCCCGACAUCUAUCCGAGACUUCAGAGCGCAUCCCCACCCCUAUGCCCGGUACGUACGCAUGUAUUGGCAACGUGGACGGUGGUGAUGGAGACGCAGGGCCAUGGCGGUCAGCAGAGUUGUGCGUCGAGUUCAACGCGGCCCCAUCAGGACGGGGCCCAUGGUCUCCUCAUCGUCAGUCCCAACUUGGGUGCGGACCAGGCGCCGUCCGCCCGUAACGAGUUAGCGGCAGCUCUCGCGGGAUCCAGCACAGCACGUCGGAACUGCAGAAGCGGGAACGGGAUUUCCAGGCGAGCGGUCGUGCUGGGUGCCCGAGUGGGUCGAGGCUUCUCGGACAGGCUGCACUGA